GAACCAGACGCUUCCUCCGUGCAGAUAUGGGUCUUUGCUUAGGGAGACCGCAGAUGCUUCCUCCUAACCAUUUCUGUGCGAAUGAGAGCUUGGCUGAUCCACUGGAAGUACUUCACCAAUCGUCCCUCUCUUCUCAUGGCCUAAAAUGUUAUAGCUUCGGUGAGCUCAAUAUUGCGACACAAAAAUUCAGUUCUCAUAAUACCCUUCUUGGUGUGGGAAGUUAUGGUUCCGUCUUCAGAGGCUGGAUAGACCAAAAAACCUUGGCUCCAUCCAAACCAGGCGUUGGGGUAGUAGUGGCUGUCAAGAUGUUUACGAGAAGCCUGUACGGACUUGAUCAAGAUUGGGAAUCUGAUGCCAAAUGCUUGGAGUUGGGCCAGCUCCAACACACAAAUCUCGUAAGAUUGAUUGGGUAUUGCUUGGACUCUGAAAAAAGAUUUCUGGUAUAUGAGUUCAUGGGAAAUGGAAAUUUGGGGAACCAUCUAUUCGAGGGUGGUGAAGUCAUGUCAUGGUCUAUAAGGAUGCGUAUAGCAGUUGGUGUUGCACGAGGGUUAUCCUUCUUGCACAGUCUCAGUGAACAUGUUGUUUACCGUGAGGACCUUUCAACUGAGAAUAUCCUUCUUGACUCGGAUUUUAAUGCAAAGCUUUCUGAUUUUGGCCACACCCACUUUUCUGGGUAUGCCAAGUACUUGAAUCUUAAUCAUCAGCGUAUGUGGACAAUUAGAAAAAGAUUUGGUUCAUCACCAGAACAAAUGCUCACAGGCCAAACGACUCAAAAGAGUGAUGUGUAUGGCUUCGGGAUGGUCCUAUUAGAAUUACUAUCAGGACGGAAACUAUGGGGUGAAUUUGCAAAACUCAUAAGGAACAGUGCAACACCAUUCGUGAUGAUAAUGGACCCCAAGUUGUUGGAUGUUUAUCCUAUCGAAGAUGCAAAAGUUGCUCUUACCAUAGCUUAUCAAUGUGUUCAUAGUCGGCCAACUACAAGGCCAACCAUGGCACAUGUUUUAUCUGAACUUGAAAAUCUUCUCAAUUAGUUAUUUCAGGUAAUGGGUAUUCUUGUAACUCUCAGAUCAACUAAGAUGCAAACAUAUACGAGUAUCAUAUUAAUAUGUUUGAUAGCAUUGCAAUAUGUUCUAGAUGGGUAGUUUUGUGACAUUAGUAUGAUGGUUACUAGAGCAGCAAUAAGUGGGGGCUAGUUCUUCCAAACUUACAGAUCACAACUCAAAAGUCGUUCAAAUAUAGUGGUACAACUAGCUCUUCUAAAGAGAGAAAUAAAUAUCCUAUUCCUUCUCAAUUGCUUUGAGCAAAUAAAGUUGUUUUCUUUUCUUC
This is a messenger RNA of Cuscuta epithymum, 1326 nucleotides long. NCBI's taxonomy places the organism in Eukaryota, Viridiplantae, Streptophyta, Magnoliopsida, Solanales, Convolvulaceae. The record is from the annotation of a GenBank genome assembly.